Vitrella brassicaformis is the source of this 633-nucleotide messenger RNA. The record is from the annotation of a GenBank genome assembly. Lineage: Eukaryota; Vitrellaceae.
UUUUUGACGUACACAUACAUCAGGCAGCCCCCGUCCGUCCGCCAAUCUGUACAGCUACUCCGUCAGGCAUCGACACUCGUACACACACACACACACUCACACACAUGCAGCUAUGCUGUGCAGCACACGAACGCGUCAGCUAAGAAUGGCCCCACUGCCCGUCUGCUAUCAAUGAAUGAUCCACCACACACAGAAGGCGGCCUGAUAGACCCCACCACCACCACCACCACCACCCAGACACACCCACCUUCUCCUCACCACCCAACGCCUCCUGGAUGUCCACCCUAUCCAGCUUGAUGGGCAUCUUGUCGGCCAGCAGCCGCCCGGCAGCACCACCCAUUUCGCUCCGGAUAGACAGCUCUGAGGCCUUCGGGAACGGCUGGAGGUGUGUGAUGAUGGCGGGGUGGGGCGAUGGGGUGUUGGCGGGGGGCUGCAAGUCAGAGGCAUUCCCGACCUCCACCGCCGUGGCCCAGUCGAAUGAAAUGCUCGAUGCGAUGUCGAUGGCCGCUGGGCUGGGGUUGGUGUGCGGGUCGGUGAGGCCGUGCUGAUUGGAGAUGUACUGCACCAAUGUGGCCUUGCGUGCCAGCUGCUGCAUCAUGGUCUUGAAUGCGGGUGAGGGGCGGGAGGGGAAAU